AUUCAAUGUCUUAACAUGAGAGCCUUCACUUCUCUCUCUCUCAAUUAUUUUGUUUUCCCAUUGUUUCUCUUUCCUUCCUUUUUUAGUUGAAUACUUUUCCUUCAUUGGUGGUUUCAACUUGCCAUUUCUUUCUCAUCAUUGUGCAUCUGUUCUCAUUCCUAUAUCUGCAUUGGCUAGCUCUUUUAUUACCUCAACUCCUUGAUUUUCUCAUCGUUUCUCUGAAUUGUAAAACAUGUUACUAAGAAGUUCCUCUGCACCAAUUCUAAGUUCAUUGGUACUCUGUUCCAAAGAGUCCUCCCCCGAGUCAGAACACAUUCUUCACCUUCCUAGAACAAUAUCAGUUUUAAGUCUAUGCCAAAACUUUGCUGAUAUAGACCUUAAAAGCUCAUCAAGUCCUAAGAAAAAAAAUUGCAUGCCACGUAGUAAUGUUUGUAUAAAUCAACAGCAUGGAAAGAUCAAAGAAAGUGAUGAAGUGAAAGAUCCAAAACAAAUAACUUGCAUGAAAGCAAAAGCUUCAAUUCAAGAACUGUUUUCAAGCUCAGGUUUAGAUAAAGGAGUCCUGGAUCAUGAAGAGUGUGUGGAGGGAAAGAAAGAUGGUAGUAGGUUGCAGACUUCGGUGAUGGGUGAUGGGAUGGGGAGCAAUGGUGGUUGGAUUUGUGGCGGUUGUCAUGGUAGUGGAAGAGGCUCAGAUGGUGGACACGGAAGAGGGUGGGGUUUCCAUGAAGGAAAUGAUCAUGGUAGAGAUAGAACGGAUGCAUAUUACCAAAACAUGAUUGAAGCAAACCCCACUAAUGCUCUUUUGCUGGGAAAUUAUGCAAAGUUUUUGAAAGAGGUUCGUGGAGAUUAUCCUAAAGCAGAGGAGUAUCUCGAAAGGGCGAUUUUGGCUAAUCCUGGUGACGGUCAUGUUCUGUCCCUAUAUGCAGAGAUGAUAUGGCAAACACAGAAGAAUGCUGAUCGAGCUGAAGGAUAUUUUGAUCAAGCCAUUAAAAGUGCCCCAGAUGAUUGCUAUGUGCUAGCUUCAUAUGCUAAAUUCCUUUGGGAUGCGGAAGAAGAUGAGGAAGAUAAAGACUGCCCAAAUAAAUUAGAUCACAACCAUACAUAUCUAAAUGAUCUCUUUCAGGGAACAAACCAUCAACCUCAUUUAACUGCAGCCUCAAGAACCUUACCACUGUCUCUAAAGUAAAGGUGACCAGACCAAAGGGGUUAGUUUAAUAGAGAUGAGUGCCCACUGUAAAUAGCUUAGACCAUAAUAAGAGAAAGCAGCUACAAUUGCAUCUUGUGCUAGUAAAUAGUAAGGCUUCCACCAAUUUAUCAUUGAGAAUGUAACGUUUUGCAGAGCUAAGUGCAACCCUUUGUCAUUUAGCUUUAAUUGUUUAUCUUGUCAUAAUCUCGGUUUCCCAAUAAGAGCAAUCACCUACGUACAAUGAUAUGAAAUAUAGAUAAUUUGUAACUCAUCCAAUUGUCGUGAGUUGCUGUGGCUCUCAUGAAUUUUUUCCUUGUAAUAAAGAGAAUUGAAAAGAAACUGACGACUAGUAUAGUUUUAUAACAGUCUUUUACUUU
Molecule: messenger RNA, 1560 nt
Organism: Abrus precatorius (Indian licorice)
Lineage: Eukaryota; Viridiplantae; Streptophyta; Magnoliopsida; Fabales; Fabaceae
Exons: 3
Coding region: 233-1183 (316 amino acids)
Molecular function (GO): protein binding
Source: RefSeq, a predicted model, not a curated record